Penicillium odoratum is the source of this 963-nucleotide messenger RNA. Its product is annotated as SMP-30/gluconolactonase/LRE family protein. The transcript is spliced from 3 exons. NCBI's taxonomy places the organism in Eukaryota, Fungi, Ascomycota, Eurotiomycetes, Eurotiales, Aspergillaceae. Bases 1 to 963 code for a protein of 320 amino acids. Gene Ontology annotation, molecular function: calcium ion binding; gluconolactonase activity. Gene Ontology annotation, biological process: L-ascorbic acid biosynthetic process. The record is from RefSeq and is a predicted model, not a curated record.
AUGGAAGGCUUAGAAUCAAUCGACGGCGGCAGCAUCUGGUACAAAUGCCCCGAGCAGAUGGUCCUCGGUGAGGCCCCCAUCUUCCGAGCCAGCGAUUCAACCCUACACUGGGUAGACUGUCUGUCCGAGCCAUCAAGACUGUACAUUCUGAAAAUCGACGACGCGGGCGACGCCGUCGGGGAAGCCCGUGUUCUCGAAUUGGAAGACAGCGUCACUGUGGUUUUCUUCCGCAAGAACCACCCGGGCUACAUUGCAGCAUACUACCAGGGUGUCUGCUUCAUCGACGAAGAAACCGGGAAAUUGGAGGUUGUCAAGGAGAUCAUUCCCACAAACCAACGGGAUGAAUUGCGCUUCAACGAUGGUGGAAUCGAUGCCAAAGGACGUUUCUGGCUGGCAGAGAUUGAUAAAACGGCGAUGGCAUUCGGUCCCAAUCAGCUUCCUGCGAGCUAUGGUACUCCCCGAGGACGUCUCUGGCGCUAUGACCCUGAUGGGAGUCUCCAUCUCAUGAUUCCGGAUGGAAUUGUUUGUGGCAAUGGACUAGGAUGGAGUCCAGACAACAAAACUAUGUACUUUCACGAUUCCGUCGCUAUGCUUGUGUGGGCAUACGACUUUGACCUGGAGACGGGAGCAAUCUCCAACAAGCGUCUCCUGAUCGAUCGCCGGACAUCAUUCGGCGAGCCUGAUGGAAUGGUUGUUGAUACCGAUGGCAAUUUGUGGAUCGCCAUGUUCGCCUCCAACCGUGUUAUGGUAUUUAGCCCCGACGCCCGCCAUCUUAAAGAUAUUGUGUUCUCUGCGCGAAACCCGGCGUGCACCACGUGGGGAGGAAAGAAUUUCGACAUACUUUACAUGGCUAGUGGCAAGGAUAGAAGUCCUAACCCGCGUCCAGAUGAUGAAGGUGGUCAUAUGUUCCGUUAUAAGCCUGUUGGUGCUCGAGGCCAAGCUAAGCAUGAGUUUGCUGGCUGA